AGUAAUGAAACUCGAAUAUUGGUGAUCGAAGAAUUAAGUUCGUUAACUUUUCGUCAAAUCGAAUUUUUUUUUUCGCAAGUCGACUAUAGUAUAGUUUUCGUGGUAAAAUUUUCGUCGAAUUGUUCGUAAUUUUGUGUUUUUUUUUAUACUCGUACCUACCUAAAUCAGUAUUAUUAAAAUUAAUUUUUUUUUUUACCAUUUUUAUAACAAUUUUUUUUUAAAUUUUACUAUGGCAAAUUAUUCUAUCAAUUUUACCGAAAAUUUUCAUUCAAAUGAGUCGACUCGAGUAGCACUCGCAGCCAGCGAGAAACACUUGUCGAAUACUCUACAAAUAAUCAUUACGACUUGUUACGUAGUGGGAAUCUUGGGAAAUUUAUUCGCAUUGGCUAUUUUAUGCAAAAAAACUACUCGGCCGAGUAAUCCUAAGUAUAGAUUAAUGCUCAAGUGUUUAUCGGUGAACGAUUUAACCGCAUUGACUGGCAUGUUGAUUUUAAUGUACAUGCAUAUGUAUUACCGGGAUAUCCGUAAUGAUAUUUGGUAUUGUCGGGCUCGCGUUAUUUGGAGAGUUUUCGGACUCGGAUCAGGAUGUGUUGCAUUUGUUAUGGCUGUGGAAAGAUGGUUAGCUUUGACGAAACCCUUCGUGUAUCAAAAACACGUAACGGUUGUGUUAAUCCGCAGAGCUAUUUUCGGUCUAUGGAUUUCAGCAGUGAUAUUAGCUUGUAUGCCAUUUUUUGGCUUCGGAUUAUAUUACGAUGAAAAGAACCCAAGAGAAAAAUGUCGAAGGUACAGACACGCCAGCGCCGAACAUACCAGAGAUGUGGUUUACGCUUACCUCUACUUCUCAUUAGGAAUGCUGCUCGUUGUCUGUUUAGUUUUCUGUAACAUCGCAGUAAUGCGUUCUUUAUGUUACAAAGGCACUACUCAAAUUAAAAUCAGAGAGCAAGUUUCGAUGAGACGAAUGAGUAGAAGCGUUUCGAAAAUGAGCACGUCUUCGACCAGAGAAGAAAUUGCGUUUGGUCGAUUGAUGGGAUUCUUGUGUAUAAUUUUCGUCAUUUGUUGGGUUCCUCAAAUGUUAACAAUUCCACUAGCAGCAUGUGUACCACAUUCAGAGGAUGAUUCAAGAUGCAAAAAAUUUUUCAGACUAGCUGAUAUCUUGAUGGCAUUACACUUCGUACUCGACCCCUACGUUUACGUAGUGCAAAGGUUACCAACGAUUAGAAAUUUUUUCUGUUCCCAUAAACUGCAGCUACCGCAAUAUAAACCUUCAAUCAGGAUGUCCUCCUACGAUAGUACACCUUCUUUUUAUAUCGCAAAAAUUUAGUCCUAUUAUAGACAGGGUUUACUAUUUUUCCUAUAUUGGAUCGCUGUGAAACUACUAAGUUAGGUAUCGUGAUAUUAUUAAUUCGGAGAUAGGUACUGUUUAUGUAUCCGAUGAAUACGACGUGUACCAUAAAUGAUGAAGCGAGACUUCGAAAAUGCUUAAUUUAGCUAACGUUUUAUGUAAACACGCUACACGGGAUAUUAAUCCGAAGAAGCUUUAGCAGUAUAAAUUUACGUAUCUACUACGUAUAGCUUAAUCAUAAAAUUGAUGAUUUGACGAGGAGAGUAGGUAUGUAAGGUACUACAAGAACGUUGAUUUUUUUUUCGCCAGUAUUUGAGAACACUGUUGUUGUAAUUUUGUGUAUUAAAGUAAACGAAUAUGUAUUGUGAAUUAUUUUGUACGUAUUUUGACAUUUUUUUAAGACAAAAGAACUACGUCGAUCGCAGUUCGAGAGAAAUAAAAUGUGUGUUUUAAAAUA
Planococcus citri (citrus mealybug) is the source of this 1799-nucleotide messenger RNA. RefSeq names its product prostaglandin E2 receptor EP3 subtype. NCBI's taxonomy places the organism in Eukaryota, Metazoa, Arthropoda, Insecta, Hemiptera, Pseudococcidae. Gene Ontology annotation, biological process: positive regulation of cytosolic calcium ion concentration; adenylate cyclase-activating G protein-coupled receptor signaling pathway; inflammatory response. The transcript has 4 exons. The record is from RefSeq and is a predicted model, not a curated record. The coding region runs from base 230 to 1321 and encodes 363 amino acids. Gene Ontology annotation, cellular component: plasma membrane. Gene Ontology annotation, molecular function: G protein-coupled receptor activity.